AUGGAACUCUCCGACAACGCGUUGUCCGAAAUUGCCAAAACCCUGCACAGAGCGCAGUGUCGGGUUCGUCUUCUGUCAUUCGAACUGACCUCGUUAGCCUCAGUCACUCCUUCCGCUCUUCUUCAAUUUGUUCGCGAUGUCGCUCCGACCGAUCUCGUUUUCCGAAUGGUUCGCGGCUGCACCGAGGAGCAUUUCGGACCGGAGAUGUGCCGUUUCAUCGUCUCUCGACGAUUCUUCAGUGUUUCUGAAUUGGUGGACGAACAGAGUAAUGAUGUUCCUCUCUCGCUAGAUGACGCUAUGUUGAGCGAACUCUCCGCUUCUACAUUUCAAAUCGCCGUCCCCACUUCGAUUACUGUAGAUGGAUUACGGUCAUUCAUUAAAGCGUUCAUCAAUGGAACAAGACGUCUUGAAACUGCCAGUAUCAAGACAAACUUUCCCCUUCAAGGGAUCUGCUUUCCUCCUGCCGAGAAAGCAAAAAUCUACAUCAAAGAUGAGAAGACCAUAAAUAUCUCAUCAAAGGCGACUCCGCAGGCAGUCUGCUAG
Messenger RNA from Strongylus vulgaris, 543 nucleotides. The record is from the annotation of a GenBank genome assembly. Lineage: Eukaryota; Metazoa; Nematoda; Chromadorea; Rhabditida; Strongylidae.